CUGGAGAUCAUUAUUUCUCGUACAGAAAUUAUAUCGUCUUGUGUGCAGAAAAUGAGUGGUCGAGGAAAAGGCGGGAAAGGUCUUGGGAAAGGAGGCGCCAAGCGUCAUCGCAAAGUUCUUCGUGAUAAUAUCCAAGGUAUCACUAAGCCAGCUAUUCGUCGUUUGGCUCGCCGUGGAGGAGUCAAGCGUAUUUCUGGUCUCAUCUACGAAGAGACCCGAGGAGUGCUAAAGGUGUUUCUGGAGAACGUUAUCCGCGAUGCAGUCACCUACACCGAGCACGCCAAGAGAAAGACCGUCACCGCUAUGGAUGUGGUUUAUGCUCUAAAGCGUCAGGGUCGCACUCUGUACGGCUUUGGUGGGUAAACCUAUAAUUCAGAAAUGCGUUUUGCAUCUACCCAAAGGCUCUUUUAAGAGCCACCCAUAUUCUCUAUUGAAGGCGUCAAGCUUAUCCGUUUAUUAACCUAUAUUGACCUUGUAAUGGCAGUGCACACCCUAGGUGGGCACAACUCCCCCACGGGAAGAUGCAGCCCCCCACCCCCACCAGGGACAGUUUCAUGGGAUC
This is a messenger RNA of Anguilla anguilla (European eel), 562 nucleotides long. Its product is annotated as histone H4. The coding region runs from base 52 to 363 and encodes 103 amino acids. Gene Ontology annotation, cellular component: nucleosome. NCBI's taxonomy places the organism in Eukaryota, Metazoa, Chordata, Actinopteri, Anguilliformes, Anguillidae. Gene Ontology annotation, molecular function: structural constituent of chromatin; protein heterodimerization activity; DNA binding. The record is from RefSeq and is a predicted model, not a curated record. Gene Ontology annotation, biological process: nucleosome assembly. The transcript has a single exon.